This is a messenger RNA of Cannabis sativa, 1515 nucleotides long. RefSeq lists its product as uncharacterized. NCBI's taxonomy places the organism in Eukaryota, Viridiplantae, Streptophyta, Magnoliopsida, Rosales, Cannabaceae. The record is from RefSeq and is a predicted model, not a curated record. Gene Ontology annotation, biological process: proteolysis. Bases 262 to 1515 code for a protein of 417 amino acids. Gene Ontology annotation, molecular function: cysteine-type peptidase activity. The transcript has 2 exons.
AAUGCGAUUUUUGUGCGAGUUAGACCUUUUUCAUUUGCAACUGUUUUAUUUUGCGAGUUUAUGCGAUUUUCGUGCGAUUAUUGUGCGAUUUGACUAUGCUGAAUAGGACUCUGCUAUUUUCUGCGAUGUUAUGCGACUUUUUUGCGAUUUUUGUGCGAGUUUAAUAUGCUUUUUGUGUUUUAAACAAACCUGAUCUUUUCUGCGAUUUUAUGCGACGUGUGUGCGAUUUUUGUGCGAUAAUUAAUAUAUAUUUUUUUCCAGAUGGUUGUUCUUCAAAUUCUGUAUCCUAAGAAUUGGGAGGUGGACUAUUGGAAGAGCAAUUGUGAGGGUGAGGUCCCCACGGUGGAAAUGGGGUUGGAUGAGGUCGAAGAAACGCAAGUCGGGGCGCAAGAUUCGACCGCAUUCCAGACCCAAGCCGAACGGGUGGCGGAUUAUGUGAAAAAGUCCAAAAUUAUUCCACCAUCCCCACCCAAAGAAGCACCAGACGCCUCCACAUCUGCCACCGUGCCCCCAACGCCUGCCACUGUGCCCCCAAGCUCUGCUCCAGCCAAUGACUCCAACUACCUCUUGUUGGCUAAGAGGUUGGAGAAGGUAGAAGCGCAACAAGUUGCGAUUCUGACUGCGCAGACUGAGAUGAAGGCUGACUUCAAGAGAAGUCAGAAAGAGAUGAAGAAUCUUAUCAUGGAUCAAAUUGCGACCGUGAUAAGUUUGUUACAGAAGCAGCCUUCGGAGCCGACACAACCAUCAGGGCCGGCACAACAAUCAGACCCCACACAUCCAUCAGACACGGCAGAGCCAUUACAGACGGUACAUCCAUCACCGCCCACAUAUGAUGAUGAUGAUGAUGUCUACCCAGAAGAUUGGCAACCUGACGCAUGUGACGUUCCUUCUACUCCUGCAAACGCCAUUGUCAUUUCGCUGGGUGAUACUGAAUCUCAGGAUGUGGAAGAGUUGCAGGGGCCACCAGAUGGAGUGGAGUUCUGUAGGCUUAGGCGAAAGCGCAAGCCGGUUUUCUUGAAUGACUACACUGCUGGGAAGAAGAAACAACGACAUGGGCCCGUGGUAGUAGACACCCUGAAACCGGCGGACGCCCGGCUGUUAAAAUUUUUCCAGAAGUGGAUCACUUAUGCUAGGGACAAUGGCCGUCCUAGGGAUGUUCACACUGGCGAAGCCACUAGAUCGUGGUUCGUGAAGUUGAUGGUGCUGAACGAAUGGCUCGAAGAUGAUCAAAUUGAUGCCAUGGCGCACUUAUUGAGAAGAAGACGGACCCUGUACCCAGAAGUCUACACCCGAAAAGGUGUAGUUUUGGACACAUCUGCUCCACAGUUCUUUUCCAUGUUUUGGAAUAUGUGUGAGGGUGACAGGAGCAAGAUGAAAUGGGAUGAGAGCGUCAUGAGUUACGUGCAGGGGAUACCGCACAGAUACUUGCCAUGUUGGGAGAAGCAGGAGUACAUAUACUUUGUGUUGCACCUUCCCAAAGAGCGCCACUGGGUGGCAGUGUUGCUAAAUUUAUAA